GCAGACAGGGUCGACACACGCUGAGAGGCAGGGCUGUCCUGGCUGAAGAGGGACGGGACUGAUACUGAGAAGAAGAUUAAGAAACAGACGGAAGACAGAGGGCUUUCUGCACUGCACGGGUCAGCCACUAAGUCUCGACUUCAGGGGUCGUGUAUGAUGCGCUUGGCUGAUGAGCAGAAAUCACCAGAGGACGAAAUGAGUUUUGGGGCAGCGUGCAUUUUCUUGCGGGGAGGGAAAAACAUUUCAAGAGAGCUGGCUGAUGAUGAGAUUGAUGAGCUGCGUGAUGCGUUCAAUGAGUUUGAUAAAGACAAGGACGGGCUUAUCAGCUGUAAGGACUUGGGAAAUCUGAUGAGGACAAUGGGUUACAUGCCCACUGAGAUGGAGCUGAUUGAGCUGAGCCAAAACAUCAACAUGAACCUUGGUGGGAGAGUCGACUUUGAGGACUUUGUAGAACUGAUGACCCCGAAGCUUCUGGCAGAAACAGCUGGGAUGAUUGGCAUGAAGGAGCUUAAAGACGCCUUUAAAGAGUUUGAUGUGGAUGGAGAUGGAGAGAUCACAACAGAGGAGCUGCGGUUAGCCAUGACAAAGCUGAUGGGAGAGCACAUGAGCCGAAGAGAGAUUGAUGCCAUAGUGAAAGAAGUAGAUGACAACGGAGAUGGCACAGUAGACUUUGAAGAGUUCGUCAGGAUGAUGUCCCAUCAAUGA
Toxotes jaculatrix (banded archerfish) is the source of this 705-nucleotide messenger RNA. It is a transcript of the gene cabp5a, whose product is annotated as calcium binding protein 5a. Bases 154 to 705 code for a protein of 183 amino acids. The transcript is spliced from 7 exons. Gene Ontology annotation, molecular function: calcium ion binding. The record is from RefSeq and is a predicted model, not a curated record. Lineage: Eukaryota; Metazoa; Chordata; Actinopteri; Toxotidae.